CAAAUCCAAAUUCCCCCUCUUUAAGUACCCCUCUUCCGUCUCCCUCAACUCUCACCACAACCCCCACUCUUGCUCUCUCUUCUCUUCCCUUCUUCUCUACAGAUUUUCAGUAACUUAUAUAGAGUUUUAAUUAUAGUGUUGAGGUUGUUGGAGGAGGGGCAAAAAUGGCAGUGGCGAGUGUAGUAGCAUGCAUUUUGCUGUUUCUCUCCUCCACAAUGUGGAUGGGUGAAGCUAGAAUUCCUGGAGUUUAUUCUGGUGGCGCAUGGCAAAACGCCCAUGCUACCUUCUAUGGUGGUUCUGACGCUUCGGGCACCAUGGGAGGAGCUUGUGGGUAUGGAAACUUGUACAGCCAAGGAUAUGGAGUUAACACGGCGGCAUUAAGCACUGCGUUGUUCAACAAUGGGUUCAGCUGCGGUGCUUGCUUUGAGAUCAAGUGUGCUAGUGAUCCACAGUGGUGCCAUUCAGGGAGCCCAUCCAUAUUCAUCACUGCAACCAACUUUUGCCCACCAAACUACGCUCUCCCAAGCGACAAUGGCGGCUGGUGUAACCCUCCUCGUCCUCACUUUGACCUCGCCAUGCCCAUGUUCCUUAAGAUUGCAGAGUACCGUGCCGGUAUUGUUCCCGUUUCCUACCGCCGGGUGCCAUGCCGGAAAAGGGGAGGGAUAAGGUUCACAAUCAAUGGAUUCCGAUACUUCAACUUAGUGUUGAUUUCCAACGUGGCGGGUUCAGGGAAUAUCGUGAAGGCUAGUGUGAAAGGAUCAAGGACAGGGUGGAUGAGCAUGGGUCGAAAUUGGGGUCAGAAUUGGCAGUCAAACGUUGUGCUGGUUGGUCAGUCACUCUCAUUUAGGGUCACAGGCAGUGACAGACGCACUUCCACCUCUUGGAACAUCGUCCCCGCCCAUUGGCAAUUUGGUCAAACAUUCACGGGCAAAAAUUUCAGAGUUUGAUUUCUCAAAGAAAAAGAAAAAAAGAAAAAUAUUAGCCCCAUAAGUUAGGAAAAGCCAUUUCCAGUUUUACCCCUGAUGGUCCAACUUUUGUUUUGUUAGGGUGAUGUCUCUUUUUGACAAAUUGGGUACUUGGGGUGUCUUCUUUAUUUUAAUUUUUGGUUCUGAUUUUGGGGUUAAUGGGUUUGCAUUUGGGGUGGGGGAAGGACUGAGGCGGCUGCCACAAAAUUGUAGCCCGCAGCCUAAAUAUUAAACUUUAAUGUCAUUAGCUAUACUUUGGGAAAGUGUAUUGUUUUUAACUUCAACUCAAAUAUAUAUUUUUAUAUUUGGUUUAUUAA
Molecule: messenger RNA, 1282 nt
Organism: Gossypium raimondii (Peruvian cotton)
Lineage: Eukaryota; Viridiplantae; Streptophyta; Magnoliopsida; Malvales; Malvaceae
Product: expansin-A6
Exons: 3
Coding region: 165-947 (260 amino acids)
Biological process (GO): plant-type cell wall organization
Cellular component (GO): extracellular region
Source: RefSeq, a predicted model, not a curated record